Molecule: messenger RNA, 972 nt
Organism: Brassicogethes aeneus
Lineage: Eukaryota; Metazoa; Arthropoda; Insecta; Coleoptera; Nitidulidae
Source: the annotation of a GenBank genome assembly
GUAACAUGCACCCAACUGUCUAGAAAAAUUAUACCUACGUAUUGGAUAUUAUUGUCGAUAAUAAUUGGUAUAUUUUUUGUUAUGUGUUUUGUACGCCGACAAUCAAUUUCAUCUUUAACCAACCACUAUCGGUGGUAACGUAAAAAAUGUUGCAAAUUCAUCAUGUUCCAGUUAUUAUAUUAAAUUCUUUAUUAGUGACGACGAUAACCACGGUAUCUUUGGCCUAUUACUACGGACAUAUUACAUAUUAUGUACCCUAUAUCAGUGAUUCGGGUACAUAUCCUCCAGAAAGUUGCAUAUUUGCACAAUCUCUAAAUAUUAUUUCUGCUUUAAUGGCGUUUAUCAUUUACGUCCGUUAUUUGCAAGUUAACGAAAUAAUAACUAGGAGCACCGCAAGGCUUGAAUCCUACAAUAAAAUUUGCUUGAUAUUGGGAUUUAUUGCGUGCUUAGGUGUAAGUUUAGUAGGAAAUUUUCAAGAAACGAACACGCUUGUAAUACAUUGGAUAGCAUCAACAAUGGCAUUCGGGGGUGGAUCUCUAUAUCAGCUUGUUCAGAAUAUUAUGGCUUUCAAGGAAAACAAGAUUUUUAGCAGUAAUCUAACAAGAAAUUUGCAAAAAGUAUCUACGGUAGUUUCGAUAGCAUCCUUUAUAAUAUUUUUUUGUACUGGAUUAAUAUCAUUGUCACAAUUUAGAGGGGAGUAUUUAACAAAAUGGAAAGAAGAAGAUGGGGGUUAUGAUAUUCAUAUAAUAAGUACAGUGACAGAGUGGAUUUGUGCCUCUACUAUUUUGGGCUACUUAUCUUUAUUUUCACAAGAAUUUAAAGAAAUUAAUUUUAAGGGUAUAUCUGUUAGUCUAAAGUCCAAAGAUUUGAAUCUAAAUAGGGAAUUUGAAGGGUUAUAGUUCAAAAAUACAAAAUAUAACUGUGCAAAAUCAAGUAAGGUUGUUAAAUAGUUUUAAUACAGUGUUUGAUACU